UCGAUCCCUCUUUUCGUUUCUUUUUGAAAAUUGACCGAAACUUCGUGUUUUGUCGUUGACUUUGCGUUACUUAUGUCCGAAUUCAAAGGAAAAAUGGAGGAUCAUUUUAAAUUUGGCGGAAUUGCAAACAGACGGAGAGGGCUGCAAUUAUUGGCGAUAUUUAUUUCAUUUAGUUCAACCAUAGCGACAACUGGUUUUCGAACAUCGGAACUGCAGUUCAGUACGAAAUAUAACGUAACCGUACCGACAGCGUUCUUUACCCAGAUCAGCCUGGAAAAGUGUUGGGAAGAGUGUACAGCAAGGGUGGCCUGUCGGGCCUUUAACUAUUACAAUCUUUACAAACUCUGUGAGCUGGACAUUCUUGGGAAUUUGACUGAUGUAUCUACCAGUGAACCAUUUGAAGAAAACGGGGUUGUAUAUUGGGCAAAGCAGGAACUUUUGGCCACCAUACCCUGUGGAUCAAAAACGUGCAGUUUGGGACAGAGAUGCGACAAGGAUACAGGAGCAUGCGAAAUAAAAGAAUGUGGACCGCUCAACGUUUCGGAUGACAUAGUCGUUCAUGGCAAUGUGAACAGGAUCGGCAGCUGGAUUCGUCUUGACUGUAAAGACGACUACGUCCCGUCUCUCACUAUCGAAUGUGGCUUGGAUGGCCAUUGGACAAAAAAUGACGUGACUUGCAAGAGAUGUGAGGCUGAUUGGACCCUGUUCCAAACUUCAUGCUACAGACUCUUCUCCAGGGAUGUCAAAUAUGAAGCAGCAAAGAGCAAUUGUGAACUGGUCGGUGCUAAACUAGUUUCAAUUACCAGCUCCACUGAAAACGACUUUAUACAAAGUACGUUCUCUCCUUGGUAUUGGAUUGGAGCCAAUGAUAAAGAAUCUGAGGGAUCAUGGAAAUGGGAAACCAACGAAACGUGGUCAUAUGAAAAUUUCUUUCAAGACGAAACUAAAGGGGAUACUAAUGAAAACUGCCUGAUCAUGACAAGCGAAGGUUGGGAUGAUAUUGAUUGCAACGGGAAUUUAAAAUACGUAUGUGAAAAAAGGCAUAGACUGAACAUGUGUAGAUCCUAAACAGACUAAACAAUAUUAAAGUCAUAUACUAUUUGAAUGAAUAUUAUAUAUCUAUUUAGUUAAACUGAUUUAAAAUUUCUAUGUUAUUAUUUCAGUAGAAGCUUACUUAUUUUCGUCUUUUAAGUUGAAAAUUUAAACAAAAGUGUUAAACAUUGUGCAUUAAAUACAGAUCAAUUAUGUUGUACUCUUAAGAUAACAGCCUUCAGCCAGUGAAACGGCUCAUAGACAUCUAUCAAAAACUACGUUUAAUCUUUAAGAGUUCCAACGUUCAGCGGGCUUUUCAAAUUAGCUUUGUCAGAUUCUGUGUAAGCGUUACCAUACUUGGAAAUUACUUUCCUGUCUGUUAAAGUUUCUGCCCGUUCAAAACACGUUGACUUGUCGUAAUGUACAUUGUUUCGUUUACAUUUAUUAAGAAUAUAUUUAUUUGUGUUUUCUUUCAAGCCCUUGCGAUCCAAAUGAUGUUAACGACAUUUAACGGUAUCAAAAGUGUUUUGUUAAUACGCUUGUUAAUUGCGAAUGAUUUUUUAGGUGGUAUAUGGUUUAAAUUUACAUUCAAAACUGAGUGCAGGAUUACAACAUUCUGGAAAAACGACGCAACGACUGAUUUGUAAUUGUAAAUCCAAGAUAAUUGAUUGUCUAAUAUUUUGUAUCUAAAAGUCGAUGUUUAACGCCUUGUAUACCGCAAUGAAAUCGAGCUUUUGCAAAAAAACGUUUUUGACAUGCUUCAUUGUUUAAACUGUUGUUUAAGUACAACAUUAUUUGCAGUCCUUUCAAUUAAGUUGGCUACAGUUAAUACAGAUGCAAUGCAACAUAAUUAAACACUCCCGACUAUUCGAACAUCACACACCUACCAACAGGCCCCAAAUUCUCUUAAGGUCUGAAGCACUACAAGCAUAAGUAGUUUAUUUCAUUAUUUUAACUAAUAAAAAUAGUUUAUCGUUCAUCGUGGUGAUUAUCAUAAGGAUAAUGUCCAAAAGAUCUUACAAAAAAGUUAUAACAGAAGGUAUACACAAAACAAAAUUAAUGAGAUUAUCUUAAUCAUGUCAUAAGUUGUUUAAGGUGUUUCGAGACGUUGGGGGUAGUAUAAUUGUAAAUGGGGAUACACCAACUUAAGAUUCAUCUUGGAUACGUUUUUUUCGCCUUGGCAUAUUAUUAUUCUUUUCUUGCGGAACGUAAACAUGCACUAUUAUUAGUAACGAUACAUGUAUGCACUAAACAACGCUUUAUUAUUAAACAAGGCGACAUGCUGAACCCAUUUGUCCUGGUCAAGGUCACAAAACCAAAAUUCGGUGUUUUUUAAAUGAGUAUUUCAAUUACUUCCGACCUUCCUGUCCGAAGAACAUUUUUUGAGAAAUAUUUGUUAUACUGCAUGUUCACUCACCAAGAAGGCAUAACACACAAAUAAUAUUUUUCAAACCGCUAUCGGCCAAUGGUAUUGCCAUUGAACAUAUGUUAUUAUUGCCAGAUAUAUGGUCAUACUUGUUUGUGGGGAUUUAUUUGUAAUUUGAAUUGUGUUUAACAUUAACUCCUUAAUAAUUUUUGGAAUUGUGAUAGUACUCAUGGUAUUAACAUUAAAUUACUUAUAAUUCCACUAGUCCUUCGCCCACAAGGAAAACGGUUUGGUGUAUGUGGGCAGAACCCCCUUGGCUUCAGGUUAAGAUUACAGCUUGAUCAUCCGAUUCGCUGCAUAAUUCGAUAUUCAUACCCCAAACCGUUGUAGAAGCACGUCAAGUAAUUUCAAGGUUAAGCACGUGGUUCGUGUUAAAUGUAACUAAUUUAUUUUCGUUCGAACGUGAAGAAAGCUCUUGGCUGAUAUGAAUCACCCUCGAGGUAGUUUAUCGUUAAGAAACCAACACGGGUGUUUAUUUUGAGAGGCAAAAAUAAUGUGCACCUAAGUUGAGGCUCAAACACACGACCUGUUCGACCACUCUCAUCCUCUUAGGAGAGGAAUUUAGUCUGGAAAUUGAUGUCCGCACAAUAUCUCUUACAUCAAUCGAACAAUGUCACUUGCUUUUCUUUUCUGUGAUUGUAAUAUAACAUGUAUUACGAAUUAAACGAACUAAUUUUACAGAAUGUGUGUACGUAUUUUGAGUUAUACUGAUGUUUGUAUUUUUUAUGUCGUACUUCUUGAUUGUGACAUACACCAUAAUUUAUACAUUUAGAAACGUUAACAUAUAUUUAUAGAUGCAUAAUCAUUUAAAUAAUUUAUCUGGGACGGUAUUCAAUAGUGUUCAAAAACUUAUCAUUAGACAUGCCUAAAUGAUUCCAUUCAGUCAAUUGGACAAUUAAUGUCAUAGUCCAUCAAAAACAAAUACAAUUGAUAUAUAUCAACAUCAAGAACAUAUAUAAAUUCAUUCAUUUUUCAAAAACGAAGUCGGUAAGGUACCCUUUUUUGGCAGCAGGCGAUUUGUAAUAAAACAUUGAAUACAUGUAUUUAAAAAAAAUCGAAAAUUAAACGAGCAGUUUUUUCCAAAAAUAAAUAAAGGCGCACUUUUUUCAGCGAAACACGACGCCGUUUUUUCCGCGAAAAAUGAUGUUAUAGACGAAUUUAGAAUAAAUAACGUAAAACAAGAGAACGAAAAAUAGAUGUGCGUAAACGUUUCCACAAGACGCACUUGAUGUUGAAAUUUCAUAGCGGUAAACGAAGAAUUGAUGAAAAUAUCGGUUAUUGUAGCUGGAACGCAAAAUAUAUGAGAGACGUCUCAAAAUUGACGUCAGUGACAUAUUUUGAAGACUCGUAGAUUCGAAACUGUUCCGAUUAUUGAAAAUAUAAAAAACAGUCCCUAACUGGGCAUAUGCUCUUCUAUUCGUAUAACAAUUUUCAGACAAUAACUCGAAAAAAAAAUCAUAGUCGCGUUCCACCUUAAGUAGCCAUAAAUAAAAUUUGAGAUCUGUUUCAGUAAAACUAUGUGCUUGUGUACUCAUGUAUCUUGUGUAAUUGCACCAACCUAUUGUGUAAAUACUAUGUUGUUGUUUUUUUAUUUCACCAAUAUCGUGUGUACAUACUCUGUCUCGUUUAAUAGUACCAAUUUUGUGCACAAUGCUCUGUCGUGUUAGAUUUAACCAACUUAAUGUGUAAAUGUUGUGGAUUGUUUGAAUACGUCAACUCAGUGUGCAACUACUCUGUCUUGUUUGAUAGGACCAGCUUUUUUCGUAAACAAUCUGUAUUGUUUGAUUGCAUCGCCAUAUUCUAUAAAUACUAUGUCUUGUUUGAUAGGACCAGCUUUGUGCAUAAAUUCUCUGUCUUGUUACAUAGGACUAUCUUUGUGAAUAAAUACUUUGUCUUGUUAGAUAGAACCAGCUUUGUGCAUCAAUACUCUGUGUUGUUUAAUUGCACCACCAUAUUCUUCUAAUACAAUGUCUUGUUAGAUAGGACCAGCUUUGUGCAUCAAUACUCUGUGUUGUUAGAUUGGACCACCAUAUUCUUCUAAUACAAUGUCUUGUUACAUAGGACCAGCUUUGUGCAUAAAUACUCUGUCUUGUUUGAAUGCCCAAACAUAAUGUAAACAUUGCCUAAUAGCACCAAUUUUGUGCGUAAAUCGAGUGUGCAUUUUUUUUUUCGCGUAAAUACUCCGUCUUGCUUAAUUGCUUAAACAUGUUGUGUAAAUUCUCUGUCUUUUGUGACAAGACCAACAUUAAAUGUGUAAACUAGAAAAGGAUACGGUGUAUUAAACAAGCAUGCCCUUUUUGCAUGUAACCAUAAUAUGUUUAUUGCCAAUAAAUACAUUUAGAAUACAUUAUAAGAGGUAGUUUUGUACGAGAAAGACGUAUAUCUAUACUCAACUUUACUAAUUAGAUGAUAUUGAUAUUGUUCCGAUUAAGUGCCUUCUACAAAACAUGAGUGAACUCAUCUCUAUGGCGUCAAUAACUAGCGUUAUGAAUAAAUGUCAUUUAGAAAUUGUAGGAUACUACUCGUACGGACUAGGCGCAUACACGAAAUGCUGAAAAAUGAUAUGUAUUUCAGUGAACUGAGUCUUACGUAUGCUUAUUUUGCAUGUACUUGUAUGGUUUAUAUGUG
Molecule: messenger RNA, 5086 nt
Organism: Mya arenaria
Lineage: Eukaryota; Metazoa; Mollusca; Bivalvia; Myida; Myidae
Product: versican core protein-like
Exons: 4
Coding region: 73-1068 (331 amino acids)
Source: RefSeq, a predicted model, not a curated record